AUGCCUUCUACGACACUGGACAACAUACUCCCAUCGCCAACCCAAUUAUCUUGGAAUGCUUUACGCCAUCGUCCGCAGAUCGUCACGGCCUCAACGGUUUUGACGGGACAGUGGACCUCGUUAGCACAGCGAACCUCGACUCCACACUGCAUCUUGAAAGCAGCAUGGAUACACCAAAAUCGUCCAGAUCGAAAACUAGCUUAUGGGAAGACGAAGCUAUCACGGCAGCACGUAUCCCAAUGGAAAAGCUCAUACGCAAGGAAAAAAAUAAACGAAGGCGGCUACGGAGUCGUAUACCGUGGCUUGUAUCGUGAUGAGUCUGUCGCGAUCAAAGUGCUCCUGCCUGAGAAGAGAAGAGAUAUGCGUCAGAUCAACACUUUUCUCUCCGAGAUAAAGAUGAUGGCUGCUGUAGAGCACCCUUAUAUUGUGCGCUUUAUCGGUGUAGCGUGGGACGCGCUCAGCGAUCUCUGCGCAGUCUCAGAGUUCAUGCGAGGUGGUGACUUGUUUGCGCUGCUAAGACGCUUUGACCGCGUGGAGCAUCGCGUGCAAGGUUUCGACAUCGACAAGGCUAAAAUUGCACUUCAUAUAGCACAGGCAUUAACAUAUCUGCACUCUCUUGACCCCAUCGUAUUGCACCGCGACCUCAAGUCGAUGAAUAUCCUCCUGUCGGAUGAUUGGGAGGCGAAACUCACAGAUUUCGGCGUUUCGCGAAGGUGGACGGUGGACACCAUGACGGGAGGUGUCGGCACGAGACGCUGGAUGGCACCCGAGGUUAUGAUGGGGAAGCGAUACGACACGAGUGCCGACAUUUUUUCGUUUGGUGUGGUGCUGUCGGAGCUCGACUCGCACCAGCCUCCGUACGCAAAUGCCAUCGCUAGCAUCACCACCGAAUUGGGCGAGAAAGUAACCGAGACGGCCUUAAUGGAGAUGGUGGCCAUGGGUCGCGUUCGAGUUGAUUUCUCAUCGAGUGCACCGUCAUUGGUAGUGGAUCUGGGCCACGCCUGUGUGAACUUAAACCCGAGAUUAAGGCCAAGCGCCAGCGAAGUGCAUUACCAGUUACAGAAAAUUCUACGCAGGUACCAGAAGUAUACACUAUAG
Molecule: messenger RNA, 1098 nt
Organism: Peronospora belbahrii
Lineage: Eukaryota; Oomycota; Peronosporomycetes; Peronosporales; Peronosporaceae
Source: the annotation of a GenBank genome assembly